UAAACGCCGUUUUCUGUAGUUGGGCUGAAUUUAAGGCCCAUGUAGCAUUCUAGGGAGAGCCGAAUGGGAAAAAGACGCUAGGAAAAGGUCUAAAUCUUUCAGAGAUCGGAGCCCCGCCGGAAACCACCAUUACUUCAGUUUGAAGAUAAGGGACUACAAUCGGACGGCAAAGCUAGAAAUUUGUGAGGGAUUUUGAUAGGAGUCAUGGAAGUGCAGCUCCCAAAUACUAAGAAAUGGGUAGUGUUUUACCUUGUUUAUAUAAAUUCAAAGAAAACUGUAGCUGAAGGGAGGCGGAUCAGCUUGAGCAAAGCAUGUGAGAAUCCUACUUGUGUUGAGAUCGGUGAUUGCUGUAAUCAUCUCAAACUCCCAUCUGUUAUUGAGGUUUGUCUAUGGAUUCGUUUUGCACUUUUCUUUGAUCUUGCUUGGCAAUUAUGGCGAUUUCAUAUAGUUAAAAGAUUUAUGUUGUCCGGCCUCUGGUCCAUACAAGUUGUUGCAGCAAGAUCAGCUGAAGAAUCAAUUUUAGUGUCUACAUGCUUAAGAUUAUUCCUUUAAUUGUUAUAAAUUACAAUGUCUAACAUUUCUUGAACUAAAAGAAUUGACAUUUCUGAGGAUGUUGUGGUGUUUGCUCUAAAUGUGCAUAGAAUUUGACUGCAGUCAGACUUUGUAGCCUAUGUGUUUGUGAUGAACUGUAGCUACCUGGAAAGGUUGAGGGAAGCAAUUUUAUAUCCAUGAAUAUGCUUGAUAUGCAGACCAGAGCUAUCACAUUGAAGAGCUGAAUGUGUUCCCUGCUUGCCUACCUCAGUUCUGAUGUGCUCUCACUGAUUGUUGUCUGUUACGUUAAAUCAGCAGUUCUUGUUACUUGUUGUCAUGACUCGUGAAUUUUGCAAUGCAGAUUGCUAAGGCAUAUCCUCCCGACUUCAUGCAAAGAGGGAGAAUGAGGGUAUCGCUGAAAAGGGAAGAUGGGACGAUACUUUCUACUUGAAUUGUUCCUUAAUUUCUAUUGCAUCUUGAGAUAGUCUUCCUGCUUCUCGUGACAAAUUUUGAAUUAGAUGUGUGGAUUUCAUUAUUAUAUUGUUAAAUCAGAAUUGUUGCAAGGGUGCACAAAGAGCGAUAAUUUCUUUGGAUUCAGUUUCCGUACCCUGUAAAUGCUAGUAAUAUUCCAUGUCAGUUAAGACCAACGUGACCCUAACUCUAAAGCGCGCUUCGUACGCGAGACUCUGAGAGUUUGAUGACAACUGCCUCAAUAAAUGUAAUGUCCCUUCCAAGACAAUGCAGUUAAAAGUUUAGCUGACUAAAGCACUCAUAGCCAGUAUUUUGUCAUUUGGGGGUUUACUUUCCAAACCAAUAAAGUGGAGUUAAGGAGAAAGAACCACGGGGUGUUGGUGCGGAUAGACACACCUCGCUGUUAUGUUCAAGGCAAUGAAGAUACAAGCUUUUU
Messenger RNA from Rubroshorea leprosula, 1438 nucleotides. The record is from the annotation of a GenBank genome assembly. NCBI's taxonomy places the organism in Eukaryota, Viridiplantae, Streptophyta, Magnoliopsida, Malvales, Dipterocarpaceae.